Messenger RNA from Talaromyces atroroseus, 330 nucleotides. RefSeq lists its product as hypothetical. The transcript has 2 exons. The record is from RefSeq and is a predicted model, not a curated record. The coding region runs from base 1 to 330 and encodes 109 amino acids. NCBI's taxonomy places the organism in Eukaryota, Fungi, Ascomycota, Eurotiomycetes, Eurotiales, Trichocomaceae.
AUGAAGUAUAUCACUGCUCUCUCCGCAAUCCUCUCCGCUGCCUCAGCACAAGUCACAGUGUACCCCUGGUGGGAGUUCUACUGUGGCUCUUCGUGCACCGACGGAACCCUCAUUGGAUCAGGCACACUCGACGUUAACCUUACUGGCUGCACCGAUCUUGGCACUACUUAUGAUUAUUGCUAUUUUGUCAGUGAGAAGAAUACCACAAUGUAUCGCGUUGAUCUCUCUGAGAAACCCGACUGUUGGGCGGACGCCAAUCCUGUUCUCUACUCGGGUGAUUGCUCUAGUGCUGGGAACUGGGGGUGGUACGGAAUCCUUUAUGAUGCAUAA